Molecule: messenger RNA, 1905 nt
Organism: Cryptomeria japonica (Japanese cedar)
Lineage: Eukaryota; Viridiplantae; Streptophyta; Pinopsida; Cupressales; Cupressaceae
Product: ammonium transporter 3 member 1
Exons: 5
Coding region: 310-1764 (484 amino acids)
Biological process (GO): ammonium transmembrane transport
Cellular component (GO): plasma membrane
Molecular function (GO): ammonium channel activity
Source: RefSeq, a predicted model, not a curated record
GCUCAAAUAUAGGCGAACUUUUAUUUUCAUGGCGGCUACUUUGGAAGGAGUAAUAGCGAAAACAUACAAAACUAAAACAACAGCCAAUGAAAGAAGCCCUCACAACUGGAAAAGGCUUGACUUUCGCAUAUAUUGACCGUAAAUUGAUAUAUUUCAGACCACAAUUUAUAACUGCAGCUAAGCCACAAGACAUUUCCUAUAUCUAUGGCCAAAAUUUGCUCAUAAAGUACAGGGGAACUACUUCCUGCGUGGAUCAUUGGCGUUAGCUUUUGGCUGGAUUUGAAUUGAACAUUUUAAUUUGUAGCAGCCAUGGCGACCACAGUUCCACUUGCCUACCAGAAUGGCACAGGAGUACCAGAAUGGCUUAACAAAGGAGACAAUGCAUGGCAAAUGGUAGCUGCAACUGUUGUUGGACUGCAAAGCAUGCCGGGCCUUGUUAUCCUCUAUGGAAGCAUUGUGAAGAAGAAAUGGGCUGUUAAUUCUGCAUUUAUGGCUCUCUAUGCAUUUGCAGCUGUUUUGAUCUGUUGGGUGACUUGGGCCUACAAAAUGUCAUUUGGUGAUCAACUCCUUCCAUUCUGGGGAAAGGCAGGACCUGCACUUGGCCAGAAGUUUCUCAUCAAACAUGCCAUUGUCCCUGAAACAGUGCAUAAUUUCAAUAAUGGGACAGUGGAGACUUCAGCUGCUGAACCCCUUUAUCCUAUGGCUACCCUUGUGUUUUUCCAGUUUGUCUUUGCAGCAAUAACACCAAUCCUUUUGGCCGGUGCUUUACUUGGAAGAAUGAAUAUCAAAGCAUGGAUGGCUUUUGUGCCACUCUGGCUCACUUUUUCAUAUACUGUUGGAGCUUUUAGUUUAUGGGGAGGAGGAUUCCUUUUCCAGUGGGGGGUCAUUGAUUUUGCAGGUGGUUAUGUCAUCCAUCUAUCUUCAGGAGUUGCAGGUUUUACUGCAGCUUAUUGGGUAGGACCUAGGCUACAGAAGGACCGUGAAAGAUUUCCCCCAAACAACGUUCUGCUUAUGCUGACUGGAGCUGGUUUCUUGUGGUUGGGUUGGUGUGGGUUUAAUGGAGGUGCCCCUUAUGCUGCCAAUCUCGUUUCAUCCAUGGCUGUUCUCAAUACCAACAUAUGUGCAGCUACCAGUCUUCUUGUAUGGACUUGUUUGGAUGUUAUAUUCUUUAAGAAACCCUCAGUCAUUGGAGCUGUCCAGGGAAUGAUAACUGGACUAGUCUGUAUCACCCCAGGCGCUGGUGUUGUCCAAGGAUGGGCUGCUAUUGUGAUGGGAGUGCUCUCUGGUAGCAUUCCAUGGUUCACCAUGAUGAUAGUUCACAAGAAGUCAGCCUUGCUACAGAAAGUUGAUGAUACAUUGGCUGUACUCCAUACUCAUGCAGUUGCAGGGUUAUUGGGUGGGGCUCUUACAGGGCUUUUUGCAGAGCCUACUCUCUGCGGCCUCUUCCUAGCAGUAACCAAUUCCAAGGGAGCUUUUUAUGGGGAUGGUAUGCAAUUUGUUAAGCAAAUUGUGGCAGCUGCAUUUAUCAUUGGCUGGAACAUUGUUGUCACAAGCAUAAUCAUGUUGGUCAUCCAGUGUUUCAUUCCAUUGAGAAUGCCAGACGAACAUCUUUUGAUAGGAGAUGAUGCUGUUCAUGGGGAGGAAGCAUAUGCUCUGUGGGGUGAUGGGGAGAAGUAUGACGAUACAAAGCAUGGCUUUUGUGAUGAGACACAACAUGAUAAACUUGAUGGAACUACAGCCCUAGGGCUAACCAUAGAGUUGUGAUCUCCAAUAGGCCUCUUUCUCCUGCAACUAUCUUACAAGACUAGAGAAUUUCUUUUGUAAUUAAAAAACAAAAGAUGUAUUUUAUUUAGUUAAUGGUUGAUUUUUUACAUACGUAAAUAAAAAGAUGUAUUUUAUAUAGCA